CAAAGUCAUGUCAGCAAAACAAACGAGCAGUUGCCUCUGGUUGGGCUUGGUCCUGGUCGCAGUGCUUCUGCAGCCUUCCGAGUGCCAGUACUACGGAUAUCCCUACGGGUACGGAGGGGCCAGUGCGGCGGCGGGAUCGGGCUAUGGAAACAUCUACGGCAGCGGCAUGUACGGAUACCCCUACAGCUACGGCGGAUAUCCGUACUACUCGUACCCCGGCUACAACCCCUACUCCAUGUUCGGCGGAGGAGGGUAUGGACAGUACGGGUACCCCUAUGGCGGAUAUCCCUACGGGGGCAACGGCAUGAACGUGGCCUACGCCAGCAGCAGUGGAGGAUUCGCCACGGCCAGUGCGGGCGGGAACGGGUACUACGGCUGA
This is a messenger RNA of Drosophila biarmipes, 379 nucleotides long. RefSeq names its product neuropeptide-like protein 31. The transcript is spliced from 2 exons. The record is from RefSeq and is a predicted model, not a curated record. The coding region runs from base 8 to 379 and encodes 123 amino acids. NCBI's taxonomy places the organism in Eukaryota, Metazoa, Arthropoda, Insecta, Diptera, Drosophilidae.